GGUUUGUAGCAAACAUCAAAGCAAGUAGAGACAUAGACUUCUGUGAUAAAGUAGUAAGAUCCUUAAUUUCCUGAACCAAACAUCGACCAUGUCGGGUUUCUUGGGCAACCUCUUUGGCUUGGGUGGAAACAAUGGCACUGAGAAUGCCUUCAAAAACUCGGGAGCAGGUGGACAAGAUUUCGACAGAGGUGAGUUCAACACAGGUGUAGAAGUUGCAAGGGGUAGAUACGCACCUUGCAAUCGCAACAAUGGCACCAAAGAUGCUUUUAACAACUCUGGUCAAGGAAAGCAGAGUUUCGGAAGUGCCAAGUUCAACACUGGUGCUAGGUACUAUUAAGAACCUCUCACACUGAGGUGCUUCCCAAAGAUAUACUUAAUAUGGGAAUAAAAAAAAAUAAGUGCUCACUCUAUGGGCCUUUCUGUAAGAUGUGAUCAUAUGCUAAUAAUUGUGAUGCUGGAACUCUACCUCUUUGUCUGUAAUGCUGAACUCAUCCAGUUAUAUAAUAUGCUUUUAUUAUCUUCUUAA
Molecule: messenger RNA, 526 nt
Organism: Vigna unguiculata (cowpea)
Lineage: Eukaryota; Viridiplantae; Streptophyta; Magnoliopsida; Fabales; Fabaceae
Source: RefSeq, a predicted model, not a curated record